CUGUCGCCUCCGCUGAAAGCUUCACUGUCCUAACUCAGUCGAACUGGGAGGAGCUUGAAAAAUGGUGGGGUCUUCCCGAGUUCCCGUAAACAUCGCUUCCGUUUCUGGCUGAAACCACGGCCGAGUUUCAUAACCCGGUGCCUGUCUUGCACUGAGAAUAAAACUGUUCAUAGGAUGAGCUACUGUUCAAAGUUGUGAUGGACCAGUUACAUAGCCGAUGGGUGUUGCAUCUUUUCACUUUUUACAUAAAGUUCUCAGUUAUCGAAUGCAUCUCCAGAACCUACUACAUUGGAAUAAAAGAGGAAACUUGGAACUAUGCUCCGACUGGCAAAAAUCUUAUUACUGGUAAACCAGUUGUCGAGGACAAGCAAGCAUCCAUUUUUCUGCAGCAGGACCAACACCGCAUUGGAAGUGUCUACAAGAAAGCAAUUUACAAGGAAUUCACGGAUUUGAACUACGAUCAGGAAAUUGUCAAACCGGAUUGGCUGGGAUUUCUCGGUCCAGUUCUGAGGGCAGAAGUGGAUGAUGUCAUACUUGUCCACUUGAAGAACUUUGCUUCAAGACCAUAUUCCCUGCAUCCACAUGGUGUUUUCUAUGAGAAAGACUCUGAAGGGGCUCUGUAUCCUGACGGGACCAGAGGGAGAUUUAAGCAUGAUGACGCGGUUCCUCCAGGGGAGAACUACACCUACACAUGGAUUGUGAAACCAGAGUACGCUCCCACUGAUGGGGAUGCCAAUUGCCUUACCUGGGUCUACCACUCCCAUGGUGACGCUCCGCGGGACAUCUCCUCUGGCCUCAUCGGGGCUCUCCUCACCUGUAAAAAAGGCACCCUGCUGCAAAAAUAUGGUCAAUCCAGCAGGCUGGGCCGGGCUGACGUGGACAGGGACUUCUUCCUGAUGUUCAGUGUGGUGGAUGAGAACCUCAGCUGGUACCUAGAGGAGAACAUCGAGACGUUCUGCUCAGAUCCAGCAGGCGUCGACCAUGAGGACGAGGACUUUCAGGAGUCCAACAAGAUGCACGCCAUUAAUGGGUAUGUGUUUGGGAACCUGCCCAACAUGGAGGUGUGUCUGAAGCGGAACGUGUCCUGGCAUCUUUUCGGUAUGGGAAAUGAGGUGGACAUCCACUCUGCUUACUUCCAUGGGCACACCGUGCUAGACAGGGGUCACCGCACCGAUGUCAUCAGCCUGUUCCCAGCUACCUUUGUCACAGCAGAGAUGAUCCCUAGGACAACUGGGAAAUGGAUGCUGAGCUGCCAAGUCAAUGACCACAUAAAAGCUGGGAUGCAAGCCUUUUACCAGGUCUCAGCCUGUGGAAGUGAACAUGGUCUUGGAGAGUCCCCUGCUGGCAGAAUUCGGCAGUACUACAUUGCUGCAGAAGAGGAACUUUGGAAUUAUGCACCACUUGGGAUUGAUACUUUUUUCAAUUUGUCUCUAAAUGACCCCGGAAGCCACUCUGAAGUGUUCUUUGGUACAAGCAAUGGCAGGUUAGGAGGUGUGUAUAAAAAGGUUCGCUAUAUUGGGUACACUGAUGAUACCUUCACCACCAAGAAACACAGAACUGCUGAAGAAGAGCACCUUGGAAUUCUGGGCCCCAUAAUCAGAGCUGAAACUGGUGAUGUUAUUGAAGUUACAUUCGUAAACAAAGCCAAUAAAGCUUACAGCCUCCAGCCCCAUGGCCUGCAAUAUGACAAAACAUAUGAGGGGGCCAGCUAUUCAGAUGAUGCCCAGAGGAAUGGGUCACAUGUACACCCAGGCCACAGAUUCACCUAUGUGUGGAGAGUGAUGGAGGGUCCCUCUCCUAGUGACCCUGCAUGCAUCUCCUAUAUGUACUACUCCUCUACCAACCCUGUUGAAGACACCAGCUCUGGGCUCAUAGGCCCCCUGCUUGUGUGCAGAAAGGAUGCACUGGAUGAAAGUGGGUCACAGAAAGAGGUGGACAGAGAGUUCUUCCUGCUCUUUUCUGUGAUCGAUGAGAACCUCAGUUGGUACCUGGAGGAAAACAUUCAGAGAUUUGGAAAUAAUCAAUCUGACCCAGAAAAUGAGGACUUUCAGGAAAGCAAUAUAAUGCACGCUGUAAAUGGAUUUAUGUAUGGUAGUCUCCCUGGCCUGGAGCUGUGUGUUGGGGAGCGUGUCUCCUGGCACAUGCUGGGUCUGGGCACGGAGGUGGACAUCCAUGGGGUCUACUUCCUGGGCAACACCUUCCAACGAGAAGGCAUGACCCGGGACACCCUCAGCUUAUUCCCUCACACCACGGUGACUGUUACCAUGAUACCAGACAAUGAUGGUAAGUUUGCGGUGGCCUGCAGGACUAGCGAUCACCACCAGGCUGGGAUGAGGAAUCACUACUGGGUGAAGAUUUGUGAACGGCAGGAUGUCCCACACGUAAGGGCUCCCCGGGCUACAGUGCAAUACUUCAUUGCUGCUGAAGAGGUGGAGUGGGACUACUCCCCCAGCAGGAGCUGGGAACUCGAGCUACAUAAUAAUACUGCAGACAGUCCUGGAAAUAUAUUUGUCGGAAAAGGGCCCAAUCUGAUUGGCUCUAAGUACAAGAAGGUUGUGUACAGGGAGUACACAGAUGCUACCUUCCGGACACGCAAAGCCAAGUCAGCAGACGAGCAACAUCUGGAGAUUCUUGGUCCAAUUAUCAGGGCAGAAACAGGAGAGAGUAUUCUGGUGAACUUCAAGAACAAGGCAAGCAGACCAUAUUCUAUGCAUGCCCAUGGAAUAAAAGCACACGGCAAAAACAUACCUAUCCAGCCAGGCAGAAUGAAACAAUACCAAUGGGAUGUUCCAGAACGAUCUGGACCUGGACCUUCAGACCCAAACUGUAUCACCUAUGUAUAUUACUCAAUAGUUGAUUAUGUCAAGGACAUGUUCAGUGGACUGAUCGGACCUCUGGUCAUCUGCAGGGAGGGGACUCUGGAUGAAAGCAGACAGAGGCAGGACAUAGACCGGGAGUUCGCUCUGCUGUUCAUGGUGUUUGAUGAGAAUGAAUCAUGGUACCUGGAGGAUAACAUCCAGACCUACAUGGACAAACCCCCAGAUGCCGCAGACAUGGACAAGUUUGAGGAGAGCAACAAAAUGCAUGCCAUCAAUGGAAAGCUCUAUGGUAAUCUCAAUGGCCUGAUUAUGAUAGAAGGGGAAAAGACCAACUGGUACCUUCUGGGGAUGGGCAAUGAAGUGGAUAUGCACACCGUUCAUUUCCAUGCACAGAGCUUCAUAUACAAGACUGACCAUACCCACCGUGCAGAUGUCUAUGACCUGUUCCCGGGAACAUUCCAGACAGUGGAGUUGACUGCAGGGAAUCCUGGGGAGUGGUUAUUACAUUGUCAUGUGACGGAUCACAUCCAUGCUGGCAUGGAGACAACCUUCAUCAUCCUGAGUAGCAACGCCGCUCCUGCACUGAAAAGCGCCCUGCUGCCCUGUGACAUGGGAGCAGCAGCAUCACUGCUGGCCUUCAUAGGACUGGGACUCCUGGCAGCAUCAGUUUAGGCUCCAAGAGAGGAAACUUUUACAGUGGACAGAAACAUACUAAUGUCAUCUUAAACAUAACAUUUAAUUCAGGAACUUCAUAUGGCUCAUAUCUUGCUCCUGUUUGUUAUUUAAGGAAAGAAACAGUGGACAUACCGGCAGAUUUUGUGGAUGCCCUUAAGUCCAAAUGUAAGAUUCUAUCAAGUUCAAUUGAUAUACCUCUACUCAGGUUAUAUUACAUCUUGAAUUUAUACUGUAUGCAAUGAGAGCUUUACCUAUAGUAUAUAGCUGCCAUAGCUGAACACCAAACAUCUUAAUUGACUUUACUUUAAGUAAAGUUUGGUCAUGUUCUUCUUCCAAUACUGACCCUAAAAUUGGCUUGAUAGAUUUGCAAGUUGCAUACAUGUUUUCUGAAGAUUGUUGACUAGGGCGGAGCAUAUUCAAUGUUCUACUUUUGUAGCACUCACAGAGAUUCACGCUGUUAAUAUUUUCGAUUAAAUUUAGAGGAAGAAGCAUUGCACCUUUAAAGAUAGGCAACACUGAACUGAAUACAUUCAACUGCACUUUGACUGCACUUCCCCAUAGCUUUAUAUUAAAGGGGAGAACUGACCUUAUAUCAUUAUAGAAUGGUGAUGUACAGCAUGCUUUUUAAGCCAGAUUUUGUGUGUCUUUGAGCUUAGUGCUACAGCCCUCAGUUCAGGAGAGUGUAGACAAUUACAUUUUCUCCCCCAAAAUGUGAUGUAAAGCUGCUGCUUUUCACUCUGCAGUCCACCAGUCAAGCUUGCACUGACAUUGGUCCAGAGGAAGAAACAAAUGUGUAGUUUGUGUUGUCAGACUGUGGAUGCCCAAAAUGACCAGAGGGGGUUGCUGGUGUGUGAGGAGAUGUCCCACUGACAGUAUCACCUUCCAUUUCUCAAGAGACAUUUAUGCACCGCUCUACACUCAGACACGGUCCAGAUUGGAUUCCAAAGGAGUGGGGUCCACACACAUUAACAAUGCAUUAACAGCAUGAGCAAAUUAGCAGCCCUUUAAAAUGUUUUAACAAAUUCCUUUUUUCUACAUUACAUGCAUUGUAUUUUUAUUAGUGAAUGUAUUCGAUACACAAGAACAUUUGUAACUUAUAAAAGAGUGAAAACUGAGGGUGAUUUAUUGGGGAAAUUCCUACUUCUAAGUAGGUCCUUGUAUUCUUUUAUCUGAUCUAUUAUGCUUAUCCUGCACCUUAAAUGGAUUGUGAGGGAAUUUUUCAUGAAUAUGAUUUCAGUAAUUCAGAAAUUCAUUGUCUUCCCUCUCCCUUUUCCCCAUGUUUAUGAUUGCUACUCCUUAUGUGAAAAAUCAUUUUAAAUCAUAGUAAA
This is a messenger RNA of Conger conger (European conger), 4822 nucleotides long. It is a transcript of the gene hephl1a, whose product is annotated as hephaestin-like 1a. The record is from RefSeq and is a predicted model, not a curated record. Gene Ontology annotation, cellular component: plasma membrane. The coding region runs from base 198 to 3491 and encodes 1097 amino acids. Gene Ontology annotation, molecular function: copper ion binding; ferroxidase activity. Gene Ontology annotation, biological process: iron ion transport. The transcript has 19 exons. NCBI's taxonomy places the organism in Eukaryota, Metazoa, Chordata, Actinopteri, Anguilliformes, Congridae.